Messenger RNA from Setaria italica (foxtail millet), 2247 nucleotides. Its product is annotated as squamosa promoter-binding-like protein 12. The record is from RefSeq and is a predicted model, not a curated record. NCBI's taxonomy places the organism in Eukaryota, Viridiplantae, Streptophyta, Magnoliopsida, Poales, Poaceae. The transcript has 5 exons. The coding region runs from base 600 to 1898 and encodes 432 amino acids. Gene Ontology annotation, cellular component: nucleus. Gene Ontology annotation, molecular function: DNA binding.
ACAUCCAGCGUUUUCCCCCCUUUUGUGUAUAGAGGUAGAGUAGAAGUUCCCUUUUUUUAUGGUUUGCUUCACCUUUGCUUCCCCAAAAGCAACUGGAUUCGAUGCAAUAUUGGUUCGUGUGUUGGUGGGAACAGUAAGGCUGAGCAAAUAAUGCAAUGCUGAGGUAAUUGCUAUCAGAGAUCGGAGGGUUUAAAGUUUAAAUGGGGGUGGUUGUGAUGGUGGAUAGGAUAGGGGCCAGCCUAGAUGCGGUUAGACCUGGACGCUUUGGCCUCAUAAGUUGAGGAAGGAGGGGCAUGAUAGAGACCUCAAAGGCCAGCUGAGAGCUCAGUUGACGACAAUGGCGCUGCAGGUGCUUUAGUUACCAUUCAAUUGACAACCACAGUUGCUGGUUCUGCCCUGCCCGCCCAGUUGGUUGAUUUCAAGCUUGUGCGGUGUUGCUGAUUGGCGACAAGAUUUUUCAGGAAUAGACGGAGGAUUUGGCUGUGUUCUUGUUUCGUCAGAAAAGGGAAUUGAGUGCUGCCAGCUUUCACAGACACAGGUGGUAACAGCAGUUGCGAUUUUUAAUUCUUCUUGGAAGGAUUGAGAUCUUCAGUUCUGGAAUGGGUUCUUUUGGGAUGAACUGGGAUCAGAAGAAUUCCAUGGUGUGGGAUUGCGAAAAUCUAGCACUAUCUGUCCCGAAUGAAAUUGUAAGGCAUGGAUCUGCGAAUUCAUCUGGUGGUACCCUCACUUCUAGCUCAGAGCUAGGGCAUGGUUCAUCCAAGAGCUCCAUUUCGGGAUCCAUUGAUUCACCGUUUGGAGUAGGGAACAGCAUAGAGUUCAAUUUCGCUGCUGUUGAAAGGCAUGUUAAGGACAUGGGUAAGAAUGGCAGAGUUGACGACUCGAGAACUUCUCCAUCAUCAAUGAUAGCGUUCAGCCAUGGGGAGCCAUCAAUCAGCCUGAAGCUUGGAAAAAGGGCUUACGUUGAAAGUGUCUGUGGAAGACAGGAUAACAAGAGUUCUGCACCUUCAACUGUGACUUCUGCAUCGACUGUUGUCAAGAAGACCAAGGUAUCUCAUCAGAAUGCGAAAAACUCAUACUGUCAGGUCGAAGGUUGCAAAGUUGAUCUGUCUUCUGCUAAAGCUUACCAUCGCAAACACAAAGUCUGUGAAGAUCAUGCUAAAGCUCCCAAGGUGGUUGUUGCUGGUCUAGAGCGCCGUUUUUGCCAACAGUGUAGCCGGUUUCAUGGUUUAGCAGAGUUUGACCAGAACAAAAGAAGCUGUCGUAGGCGUCUUACUCAUCAUAACGCACGAAGGAGGAAACCUCAGACAGAUACGAUUUCAUUCAAUUCAUCACGGCUUUCGACAAUGUUUUAUGACACAAGCCAGCAGACAAAUCUUUUCUUUAGCCAACCUCUCUUUAGCCAAGUGAGAAGCAAUGCACUUUCUUCAUGGGAUAACUUGGGAGGCUUCAAAUUUGUGGAAACAAAACAUAUGUCGAUGCAUCCAAUGAAAACAGUAGGCCUUGAUGAGUUGCCUUUCUCAAACCUCCAGAUAUCAACUAGUGUUGCGGCUCAAACUGCACGCCAUCAUAAUUUCGAUGGGCUCAUGCCAGUCAAGGGAACCAACACAAAGGUCCUCAAUCAAGGUGUGGAAGCCUCCACGGCCGCUUCCAACUCAAAUGGAGCCCCAGAACUUGGGCGUGCUCUCUCUCUUCUGUCAGACGGUUCUUGGGGUUCAAGUUCAACCGUCAUCCAGCAGCAUAAUUCUCAUGUGCACACUGGUGCGAUGCCGCCCCUUGGCACUAUUGCUGUUUCCAACCCUGUCACGAAUCAUCUGGAUCCGUCCCCGGGAGGGUUCUGGCAUGACGACCCUGCCACGCUCGAUGGAACUCUGCAGAUUCAGGCAUCCACUCACCUCUGAGUAUGCAUGAUUGAAUGCACUGAAGCUGCAUACUUGAACACUUGGCUACUGAUCCUCUUAAAUCAUCUGCGAUUUGGUUUGUCAGUGACAGGCUCUUUGCAUUGUUUCAUCCCACAACUGGAGGCAGGAGGCAUUUGGUGAAGCGAGGCACUGAAGUUUCAUAGGAGUUAGGCAUUUUGGGUCCAUUGGUGUGGCUACCUGAACCUUUUUCCAGUUUGCAAUAAGCACCGGUGUGGCUACUGGCUGCCUGGUCUGUUCUAAGCAAAUUCAUGUUUGAUCUCACUGCUUGUUUUGGAAUCAGACAUGAUCUGAAGCAUUUAACCGGAAAACACAUAACCCGGCCUGUUUA